AUGCCCAAUACACUAAUGGACGAGGCCAAUAUAGAGGAAACUCAAGAGGCCGUGGUAACUCUAAUCGAGGCCAGCAAGAUCCCAACCGAGAUCAGCCAAAGAGUUCGGGCAAUAGAAACUGUGUUGGAGGAGAACACGAAGCAGCUGGGGGAGACGGCCGAGAUGAGCCAAAAAAUUCGGUCUUUGGAAACUGUGUUGGAAGCAAAUACGAAGCAGCUGGCGGAGACCACAAAUGAUGACGGCCUAGUUGGAGGUGUUCGAGAAGGGGAUGGCGAAGGAUGUGGCUGUGGAAGUGGCGUUCUCAGUCACAUCGGAAGAAGACCUGGCUCAGGGUCCAAAGAACGCUACAUGGAAGCAAUACCAAAAAUUUUAAAGGGUAACCAUUUGCCCAAGGCAAUCAAGGACGUUUUGUCAGAAACGCUCCUGUGGGCCUACAAUAUUGACGGCCUCAACGGGAAAAAAUCACUAAAAUCAUUCCCCAAAUUUUUUGCCGUUAUCAUUGAAAGCAUAAGCACCUUAGAUGGCCAGCAGCCAGCAGAGAACGCCUUGGGCCACGCACUGUCAUGUGUAAAAAAUAAUGCUAACAAAUAA
Molecule: messenger RNA, 591 nt
Organism: Drosophila teissieri
Lineage: Eukaryota; Metazoa; Arthropoda; Insecta; Diptera; Drosophilidae
Exons: 4
Coding region: 1-591 (196 amino acids)
Source: RefSeq, a predicted model, not a curated record